Molecule: messenger RNA, 1917 nt
Organism: Mustela lutreola (European mink)
Lineage: Eukaryota; Metazoa; Chordata; Mammalia; Carnivora; Mustelidae
Gene: SLC3A2
Product: solute carrier family 3 member 2
Exons: 9
Coding region: 175-1779 (534 amino acids)
Biological process (GO): amino acid transport; carbohydrate metabolic process
Source: RefSeq, a predicted model, not a curated record
CCCGGAGGCUGCGCCCAUUCCCGGGCAGACGCGGACGCAGUAGCCGAAGCUUGUGCGGGGCUCGCUGGUACCCGGAGCCGGUGCCGAAGCCGUGGUGAGGCCGGGAAGGUAGGGACAGGAGUCCAGCCACCACUUGACCGCAGGCUGCAUCGUGUCGCCGGUUCCGCGGGCACCAUGAGCCAGGACACAGAGGUGGACCUGAAGGAGGUGGAGCUGAACGAGCUGGAGCCCGAGAAGCAGCCGAUGAACGCGCCGUCCGGGGCGGCCACGGCGGCGGUCGUGGCGGGCGGCGCGGAGAAGAACGGUCUGGUGAAGAUCAAGGUGGCCGACGACGAGGCGGAGGCGGCGGCCGCGGCCAAGUUCACUGGCCUGUCCAAAGAGGAGCUGCUGAAGGUGGCGGGCAGCCCCGGCUGGGUGCGCACGCGCUGGGCGCUGCUGGUGCUCUUCUGGCUCGGCUGGCUCGGCAUGCUCGCGGGCGCCGUGGUCAUCAUCGUGCAGGCCCCGCGCUGCCGCAAGCUGCCGGCGCAGAGCUGGUGGCACAAGGGCGCCCUCUACCGCAUCGGCGACCUUCAGGCCUUCCAGGGCCCCGAGGGGGGCGACCUCGCCGGCCUGAAGGAACGUCUCGAUUACCUGAGCACCCUGAAGGUGAAGGGCUUUGUGCUGGGCCCAAUUCACAAGAACCAGAAGGAUGACCUCGCGGGGACCAACUUGGAACAGAUCGACCCCACUUUUGGCUCCAAGGAAGAUUUUGACAGUCUCUUGCAGUCGGCCAAGAAAAAGAGCAUCCGGGUCAUUCUGGACCUCACUCCCAACUACCGGGGCCAGAACUCGUGGUUCCUCCCCACAGAGAUUAACUCUGUGGCCGCCAAGAUGAAGGAUGCUCUGAGUUUUUGGCUGCGGGCCGGUGUGGAUGGGUUCCAGGUUCGGGACGUGGAGAGUCUGGAGGAUGCACCUUUGUUCCUGGCCGAGUGGCAGAACAUGACCAAGAGCUUCAGUGAAGAUAGGCUGCUGAUUGCCGGGACCGAGUCCUCUGACCUUCGGCAGAUCCUGAGCCUGCUCGGGUCCACCAAGGACCUGUUGUUGACGAGCUCAUACCUGUCAAGCUCUGGUUCCAGUGGGGAGCGCAUGGAAUUCUUGGUCACCCAGUAUCUGAACGCCACUGAGGAUCACUGGUGCAGCUGGAGCCUGUCCCAGACAGGGUUCCUGGCUUCCCUCGUGCCGGCUCACCUCCGCCGUCUCUACCAGCUGCUGCUGUUCACCCUGCCCGGCACCCCGGUUUUCAACUACGGAGAUGAGAUUGGCCUGGAGGCAGCUGCCCUUCCUGGCCAGCCUGCGAAGGCUCCAUUCAUGCUCUGGGAUGAGUCCAGCUUCCCCAACACCUCAGGACUCGGAAGUACCAACAUGAGUGUACAGAGCCAGAGUGAAGACCACGGUUCCCUCCUCUCCCUGUUCCGGAGGCUGAGCGACCAACGGGGCAAGGAGCGCUCUCUGCUGCACGGAGACUUCCACGUGCUGUCCUCCCCUGAACCUGACCUCUUCGCCUACAUCCGCCACUGGGACCAGAACGAGCGCUUCCUGGUGGUGCUCAACUUCGGGGGUGUGGGCCACACUGCCAUGUUGGGGGCCUCUGGUGUGCCGGCCAGCGCCAGCCUGCCGGCCAGUGUCAACCUGCUGCUCAGCACCGAUGUGGGCCGUGAGGAGGGCGUGUCUCUGGAAUUGGAGCACCUGAACCUGAAGCCGUAUGAAGGGCUGUUGCUCCGCUUCCCUUACGUGGCCUGACAGGACCCCCCUCCCCUCACCUGGGCCCUUCAGAUCCUGGUUUCUUUUCCUGCUUUUUUUUUACUGUUACAGAUUACAGAUGAAACCCCAGAUUAAAGUGUGUUCCGGCUUCAAAUAAAAGCCACUCCCAUCUGGUGA